AUGAAGCCAUUAAACAUCAGAUGGAGUUGGAUUGCUCUACUAUUGACAUAUUUCUUCCUAGGAAUCUUCCUUAUUUAUCAUUAUCAGCACAGUCCACAUGUGAUCUCUACAAUUACCGAUCAAGAGCUCCUUGAAGGCAGUAAACCAACAUCGCGCCCUGACCCGAGCUAUGCCCACCUGGGAAAAACGAGCUCUGUGCGCCACCGUUUAAAGGUUUCCCUAGCAAAUUUCGGAUAUCUCAGAAAUACCACCUAUCUGCAUGCGUCAUUGAAAAAUCAAUGUCUACAGUUCUCGCCGCUG
Mesorhabditis spiculigera is the source of this 300-nucleotide messenger RNA. NCBI's taxonomy places the organism in Eukaryota, Metazoa, Nematoda, Chromadorea, Rhabditida, Rhabditidae. The record is from the annotation of a GenBank genome assembly.